Molecule: messenger RNA, 3934 nt
Organism: Momordica charantia (bitter melon)
Lineage: Eukaryota; Viridiplantae; Streptophyta; Magnoliopsida; Cucurbitales; Cucurbitaceae
Product: DNA polymerase alpha catalytic subunit-like
Biological process (GO): leading strand elongation; mitotic DNA replication initiation; lagging strand elongation
Cellular component (GO): alpha DNA polymerase:primase complex
Molecular function (GO): single-stranded DNA binding; DNA replication origin binding; DNA-directed DNA polymerase activity
Source: RefSeq, a predicted model, not a curated record
AUGCAGUCGUCUGCACAAUCCAAGGCAGCUGCCCGCCGUCAGGCUUUCGAACGUCUACGAGCCAUCCGCAGAUGCGGUCGUCGAUCAGAAGCCGGUGGUUUCCAACUUAAGCUAGAGAAUCCUAUAUAUGAUACGAUUCCUGAGGAUGAAUAUUAUGAUCUCGUUGCAAAACGUCGCGAGGAAGCCCGAGGGUUUAUUGUUGACGACGGCGACGGUCUUGGGUAUGGAGACGAAGGCGAGGAAGAGGAAUGGUCCGAACUUUUGGUCCAUUCCUCCGACAGUGAACUUGAGAAACCUAAAAAGAGGAAAGUAGAGAAGAAGGAAGCGCAAUCGAAGAAGCCCUCCUCUGGGAAUCAAAAGCUUUCUUCGAUGUUCUCCAGGAAAACGAGUGGAGACGUUAAGCCCAAAGGGUCGGCUUGUGACAGCAUCGUAGAUGAUAUAAUUGCCGAAUUUGCGCCAGUUGAGACUGACAGAGAGAGGCGUAGAAAGGGGCGAAUCGGAGCUAUGCCGAUUUCGAGGACUUCUGUGCCUAUUCCUGCUGGGAAGUGUGAGGGAUUAACUGCCCCGAGUCUUAAUACUGAGAAUGGGAACUUUGGAAUGACCAGGGUUAUUACAGAUAGUGAUGUUGGGCCCGUGCGAGCUGGUAUAGAGGACCAGGGGAAUGGUGGAAGUAUGGAAAUUGGGGAAAAGGAGGAUUUAAAUUUUCAGACCAGUUUGGAUCCGAUUGUGCAAUCACAUAGUUCUUGGAUCAAGGAAGAUGUAGUUGAAGAUAAUAUGCCUAUUAUGGUUGAAACAAAGAUGGAACCAUUAUUGAAGAAUGAGCCGGUGUGUACUCUGAAUGCUAGGAUUAAUGAAGAAAAAUAUCCAGCUUUGAGUGCUACUGCUGAGUGGGAAGCAGUGAGGAGCGGAGGGAGCAGAAACGUUGAUUCUGCUGCAGCAAUUUCUGAAGAGAAAUUUGAUUUUGAUACUGACGCGGACGGCUCUCUGCAUUUCUAUGUAAUUGAUGCGCACGAGGAGCUCUUCGGUGCAAAUAUGGGCACUGUAUAUCUAUUUGGCAAGGUAAAAGCUGGAGAUCCGUACCAUAGUUGUUGUGUGGUGGUAAAGAACAUGCAAAGAUGCAUAUAUGCUAUUCCAAGUGCCUCCUUUCUUCAUUCGGAUGAGAUGUUGAAGCUUCAGAGUGACGCGGAGCAAUCUCAGCUUUCUCCCGCAGAUAUCCGUACAAAGUUGCAUGAAGUGACUGCAGGACUAAAAAACGAAAUAGCCAAGCGGUUACUAGAUCUCAAUGUUUCAACAUUUAGCAUGACUCCGGUUAAGAAGAAAUAUGCAUCUGAGCGUCAUGACAUACCUGCGGGGGAAAAUUACGUGAUUAAGAUCAAUUACCCAUUCAAGCACCCCCCACUACCUGGUGAUCUAAAAGGAGAAUCAAUCUGUGCCCUCUUAGGAAUGCAUCGCAGUGCCUUAGAGCUUUUCCUCAUUAAAAGGAAAAUAAUGGGCCCCUCCUGGCUAUCAAUUUCAGAAUUUUCUUCAUGUCCUGGUUCUCGACAAGUGAGCUGGUGCAAGUUUGAGGUGACAGUUGACUGUCCAAAAGAUGUUCAUGUUUCAACUACGUCAAAAACAACUUUGGAAAUUCCUCCUGUGAUUGUCAGUGCAAUAAAUGUAAAGACCAUCAUUAAUGAAAAGUUGAAUGUGAAUGAAAUUGUGUCUGCAUCUGUUAUAUGUUGUCAAAGAGCAAAGAUACCUUACAGUUUCCCCCUCAAUGGCAAGCAACGGCCUCCUACGUUUUGGAACCCUAUUCUGGAAAGAAUGAGGAAAAUGCUUAGUUCUUGGGAGAACUCCCCUUUUUCUAAGGGUGGUAGGCUCACUCUCAUACAUGCCACCUUAUUCAACCUCUCUAUUUAUUAUCUAUCACUUUUUUCCAUCCCAUCUAAAGUGGCAAACGAGGUUAAUUUGCUAAAAAAUCUAGUUCAGAGGAGAAGAAUGGUAAAGAAAUCAAUGAAAAAUGCAUCUGGUAUCAAGCUCCAGCAACUUGAAAUUCAGCAGCAGGCACUAAAGCUCACUGCAAACAGCAUGUAUGGAUGUCUAGGGUUUUCUAAAUCAAGGUUUUACGCAAAACCACUAGCAGAGCUGAUUACUUUUCAAGGAAGAGAAGUACUGCAGAGCACUGUUGAUUUUGUCCGCAAUAAUUUAAACCUAGAGGUAAUUUAUGGCGAUACUGAUUCAAUAAUGAUUCAUAGUGGACUUGAUGAUAUUGGCAAAGCGAAAGCAAUUGCAGGGAAAGUGAUACAGGAGGUCAAUAGAAAAUACAAGUGUUUAGAAAUUGAUCUCGAUGGUUUGUACAAGAGAAUGCUGCUUCUGAAGAAAAAGAAAUAUGCAGCUGUAAAGUUGCAGUGCAAGGAAGGAAUGCCGUAUGAGGUUAUUGAGCGCAAGGGUCUUGAUAUGGUUCGCCGUGACUGGUGUUUAUUAUCAAAGGAAUUAGGAGAUUUCUGCUUGGGUCAAAUAUUGUCUGGAGGGUCAUGUGAUGAUGUCAUUGAGUCAAUACAUGACUCUCUUAGGAAGAUACAAGAUGAUAUUAGGAGAGGGCAAGUAGCACUUGAGAAAUAUAUCAUCAGGAAGACAUUGACUAAGCCACCUGAAGCCUAUCCUGAUGCCAGAAACCAACCACAUGUUCAAGUUGCGCAAAGGUUAAAACAAAUAGGUUAUCUUACGGGCUGUUAUGUUGGUGAUACGAUCCCGUAUAUAAUUUGCUGUGAGCAGGGAUCUACUUCUGGUGGUUCUACAGGCAUUGCUCAGCGGGCUAGACAUCCUGAAGAACUUAAAAGAGAAGGUGGAAAGUGGAUGAUUGAUACUGAUUACUACUUGUCACAGCAGAUACACCCUGUGGUCUCUCGUCUAUGUGCCUCAAUUCAGGGCACAAGCCCAGAAUGCUUGGCUCACUGUCUGGGGCUUGAUCCAUCGAAGUUCAAGAUCAAAUCAUGUGAAGUUUUCAGCAGCGAUGUCUCCUCUUCCCUCGUGUCCUGCGUAACUGAUGAGCAAAGGUACCUGGACUGUAAACCACUGGUAUUGACUUGCCCUAGGUGUUAUGGUACUUUCGAAGUUCCUACUAUCUUCAGUUCUAUAUACAAAUCAACAUAUGGAAAGCAAGAAAGACCAGUGGUUGAUGAACCUACAAAAAAGUUUUGGAGUAAUUUCAAAUGUCCAAACUGCAAGGAUUUGUUAUGGGUCCCUGACGAAGCUAAUGCUACGGGUAGGGGUAGAAUGACGUGUGGAAUGAUUUCCAACCAGGUAAAAAUGCAAACAGACAGGUUCAUUGCAAAGUAUUAUCAUGGCUUAAUGAUGUGCGACGAGGAAACAUGCAAAUACACCACAUGUAUUGUCAACCUUCAACGUGCGGGUGACUCCAAAAAAGAGAUUCUCUGCCCAAAAUAUCCUCAGUGUGAUGGGCGUCUCGUAAGAACGUAUACUAAGGCGGACUUGUGGAAGCAGAUUUGUUAUUUUUGUCACGUGUUGGAUACUGAACGCUGUAUGGAAAAGCUGGAGGUUCAUAGAAGGGUAGCUUUAGAAAAAGAAAUGGCAAAGAUUCGAGCAUUGGUAAAGUUGGCUGCAUCGACGGUUAAUAAGGUUCGAUAUCGCAGCGCAUAUGGUUCCAUUAAGUUGAAGGAUAUUGCAGUGAGUUUGCAUAUGGCACCAUGUUAGGCAGGCUAGAUAUCGAACUCAUAACUUCUUGGUUGGAGAUAUAUGUCAAUUAACGUUAAGCUAUACAUACUUUGACAGGUUAGAUAUCUAUUUAUAAUUACCAUUCGUUGCAUCGUAUAUGUUUGUCACGUGGAUGAAUACUGAAAUAGGACAUUGGGUGGAAUUUUUAUUCUUGCCUUCGUCUAUUGUGAGUUGUUACAUUAUAUGUAACUUUUGUUAUUAAUACAAGUAUUUAAUUUAC